Hippoglossus stenolepis (Pacific halibut) is the source of this 3556-nucleotide messenger RNA. It is a transcript of the gene amigo3, whose product is annotated as adhesion molecule with Ig-like domain 3. The coding region runs from base 1040 to 2677 and encodes 545 amino acids. Gene Ontology annotation, biological process: brain development. The record is from RefSeq and is a predicted model, not a curated record. The transcript has a single exon. NCBI's taxonomy places the organism in Eukaryota, Metazoa, Chordata, Actinopteri, Pleuronectiformes, Pleuronectidae. Gene Ontology annotation, molecular function: protein binding.
AGAGAGAGAGAGAGAGACAGAGAGAGAGAGAGAGAGAGAGAGAGAGACAGAGAGACAGAGAGAGAGAGAGACAGAGACAGAGAGAGAGAGCAGCUCGACCUGCUCGGCUCACACAUCUGGAAACAACCUGCACUCUCACAUCAGGAGCGACGGACAACAACUUUCCUUCUUCAUGUGUUUUCUCCUGAGGAGAGAGAGUCGACCGUCUGCUGAAGAACCAACACAGAGAAGAAAAGGUCUGAUUGAACGAGCCGCAGGAUGAAAAGCUCCGAGCUCACACUCAGCUUCCUGUGUGAAGUCGAGCGGACAGGAUGCUGACUGCUCUGAAAAUCUGAUCCGCCACUCGGGGCGGGCUGUGGGCGGCGUGCAGCCGGGGGCCGUGAUUCACAAAAGCCUACUUGGCGUGAAAAGAAAAAAAGAGAUGCUACAACUGAGACGAGUGAAGAUGGAGUGAAAGUUGUUUUAAAAAGAGGAGUCAGUCUCUGCAGGAGGAGACGACCUGGAGCCGAAGUCAUGGACUGGUUCAGGAGAUGAUGGAGGGUCAGAUCUGCAGCAAUGGGAUAAACCACAGGACGCUCUGCUGAACUUCUCUCUGAUAAAACCUUGUCUUCUUCUCAUGGAUCAGUUUGAAGCUCCUGCACUUUGACUCUUUCUUUCUUUCAUCCCUCUCUUCCUCCACACUUCUCUUCUUCCUCCUGGUUUUUCACCUGCUCUCUCUCUCCUGACGGCUUCAUUCUACAUGAACCAGGUUUGACAAAGUAAAAAAUCCCAGUGUUUGUGUCCUGGUUUCAGAGACUGAGGUUUUAAACAGUGACGGCAGAGACUGGAUUUUAUUCCACGUGUGACAAUGAGUUUUCAAUUUUCAGGUGUUGGUUUGUUUCUCUAUGUUCAGUGUAAAUCACAUCAAAAUGAGAUGAAUCCCUCAGGAUAACAGAUGUGAAAGAAGAUCACUCGUUUAUUGGCAUCGUUCUAACGUAGCAGAGAAAUAUUCUAAUCAGAGGACGCUGUAAACUGAUGCCUCCCGCCUGCUGCUGCCAUCAUGUGUGUUGAUGGGCGAGCAGGUUUCCUGCUGGGAGCGGUGACACCAGCGCUCCCAGCAGCGUCACCAUCAUGGUGGUUUGUUGUGCUGGUAGUUUGUCUGCAGCUCCUCCCACUGAGCCCCGUCCAGGCCACCGUCUGCUGGUCUCAGGUCUCCUCCCCGGUGAACACAUGCCUCUGUGCCUCAGACAUUGUCAGCUGCACCGCCCUGGGUCUGGAGCAGGUCCCCACAGAAAUCCCAGUGUCUGCCAUUACUCUGGAUCUCAGCCACAACCGGAUUGAUCAGUUAACAGAGGCUGUCUUUGAAGGACUUUUUCGACUGGAGAUGGUACGGUUGGCUCACAACCAGCUGAGCGAGAUUCAACCAGGGGCCUUUCAAAACACCUCUGGAGCACUGCUCCGACACCUGGACCUGUCGUCCAAUCAGCUUCGUGUUUUGAAGCAGCACUACUUCCUGGAGUUGUCGGGAUUGGAGGAGCUGCUGCUAUUUGACAACAGGAUCGUGCAGGUGGAGAGCAGAGCUCUGGCUGGGCUGGGAAACCUGCGCAAGGCCUACCUCAGUCACAACCGUCUCACUCACUUCCCCUUCUUCACUAUCCAAGAGCACAGCCAGCCUCACCUUACCAUGCUGGACUUGUCCUCAAACCGCCUGCUCAAACUGCCCCUGGAUGAAAUAGGCAACUUACCCAUUCCUGUCCAGAAAGGACUGUACCUCCACAACAACUCUCUGGAGUGUGAGUGUUCGAUGUAUGGACUGUUCAGGCGCUGGGAGCAGAGAGGAUACGCCUCUGUGACACACUUCAGACAAGAGCACACCUGUCGGGUCUAUGGAAUCCAAAAAGGUACCGUCCGCUUCUUCAAGCAUGACAGAUACUUUGAAAAAUGCAACCUGAGUCAGCCGCUCAGAGAGCAGGAGAGCAUCAUCUCAGUGAAGGUGGGAAAGGCAGUGUUGCUGCACUGUGUGACCUCGCUCAGUGGGCACAGCGUCACCUUUCUCUGGGUGUCACCAAAUCAGGAGUACGUGGCUCCACCGGGGAACAACGGAUCGUUAAAGAUGUUCACCAAUGGAAGCUUGGAGAUCGUGACGGCGCGUGCAGAGGAUUCUGGUGUGUACUGGUGUAUGGCCCUGGACCAGCAGCAGCAGCGAAACGAAACCCGUGAGGUCAACGUGACGGUGGUGUUGAGCGGAUCUCACGAGUCCUUCAACACCGGGUUCACCACCCUGCUGGGCUGCGUGGUGAGCCUGGUGCUCGUUCUCAUGUACCUCUACCUGACGCCCUGCCGCUGCCCUGCAUGCACGAAAGUCCCGACCCCAGCUGGCCAGAGCACUGGGAACGAGGCUGGGGCAGGAAGUGGCCAAUCCUCCAUCCUCACCCCAACUCCGCCGACAACCACCGAGGGCCCGGGCCACAAGGUCAGUACCAACAAGCAUGUGGUCUUUCUGGAGCCUCUCAUAGAGCAGCAGAAUGGCAGACUAAGGGCGGGGCCAGGCUCUGGGGCGGGGCAAGGACACAUGGGUCCAGGUUUACUUCUAGGGCCAGAGCCGCAUCCAAAGCUCCACGGCCAAUCGCAGCAGAGGGCGCGGGAGACGGACUCCAUCAUGUCCGUGUUCUCAGAAACACCCAUCAUGUUGCCAUAGAAACGGGUCAAACAAUCACCACCUCUCCCUCACCAUCCUCUGCCUCACUCCCUCCCCCCACUGCACAACCACUCCACCUGAGCAGUAAAACAGAUGACUGCUGUCGCUGCAAGUGCAAUUUUAACACCUUGAACACUGUUGACCAAAUGUGCACGUUAUCGUUUGACCAGGUCUGUGACACCCGACGACCAACCAACCCACUGUGAUAGGACAGACUCUCAGAAAUGGGGGGGGGGGACUACCAGAAGUAAAUGAGACCAAAGAGAGUAAGAGGCUGUUUGAGUCGAGGCUGAGAAACGGAGAGCAGACGCUCGUCAUGGGUUAGGGGGGUGAGGAGCACCGUUAGCAUGGACUUCUACUGAAAAGCACAGGGCUGUCCCUUUACGCACGGCUUUACCUUUAACAAACAUUUGCUACAGAUGCCUUCUAGUCUCACACAGACAAGUAGAGAAAUCUUUUUCUCGAGCUUCUUAGCGUCUCCUGGUUUUUCUGCUUCAGUUGAUUACAGCUGAUGUGAGCGCCGCGCUGUCACAGUGUCAAACGUUUCAGAGUAGACGAGCUCCAGAACAAGAGCUUUUAGUCAUAAAAAUAGAAACAGUUUGAAAGGGUAUGUUUGAUUCCCCCCCGCAGCUUGAUUACUGUCAUCAGGAGAACAAACAGGAAGUAAAGGGAUAAAUAAAUAAAGCUGCGGAGCAUUAGUUGAAGUUAUUAAUGUAGGAGGAGAAGAGUCUGUGUUCAGUGAGUUCAUGUGAAGUUUAUCUGAUGACAGACAAUCAUGGCCAGCGUGAUCUUUUUGUUUUCACUGUCUUCACUGUGCUCACUGCAUCCUGUCGUCCUCUCACUUUAUCUGUGUCUGAAUAAAACCUUGUAUCUGCAGAA